AACACAACCGUCUUCCUUCCGAAAGUCAAAAAGUAGUCUUCUUAAUUCCACAAUAAUAAGAUAUAAAAUAGAGUUAAAAAAAAAGGGGCAAAAAUAGCUCUCUUCACUCUCUUCUUCUACUUGUGCUUCCUCUGCACGUCCAUACAUAUCGCCGCUUCCAUCGUCGUUCGCUCCGCGCUCCGUCGUCGUCUUCCUAGGGUUCCUGCAUCGGACGACGUCGUCGUUGCUUUAUCGGCGAUGGACAGCGUCAUUGGACUCGUCAAUCGCAUUCAGAGGGCUUGUGCGCUCCUCGGUGACUACGGCGCCGAUUACGCCUUGCCUACUCUCUGGGACUCUCUUCCCACCAUCGUUGUCGUCGGCGGCCAGAGCUCUGGGAAAUCUUCAGUGUUGGAGGGUAUUGUUGGGAGGGAUUUUCUGCCAAGGGGAUCAGGAAUUGUUACUAGGAGGCCUUUGGUGUUGCAGUUGUACAAUACAGAGCAAGGACAAGAGGACUAUGCCCAAUUCCUCCACCAGGAGAACAAAAAAUUCACAGACUUUUCCUUGGUACGAAAAGAAAUUCAGGAGGAAACAGACAGAGUGACUGGGAGGACGAAACAGAUUUCUCCUCUUCCUAUUAAUCUCAGCAUAUUCUCUCCCAACGUUGUCAAUUUAACCUUGAUAGAUUUACCUGGUCUAACGAAGGUGGCUGUAGAGGGACAGCCAGAGAGUAUUGCUCAAGAUAUUGAGAACAUGGUUCGCUCUUAUGUAGAGAAGCCAAAUUGCAUUAUCCUUGCUAUAACUCCAGCCAAUCAAGAUAUUGCAACAUCUGAUGCUAUCAAGCUUGCUCGAGAAGUUGAUCCAGCUGGUGAAAGGACUUUUGGUGUUCUAACAAAGCUUGAUUUGAUGGACCGGGGAACUAAUGCAUUAGAUGUUCUCGAGGGAAGAUCUUACAGACUGCAGCACCCUUGGGUUGGAAUCGUGAACCGCUCACAGGCUGACUUAAAUAGAAAUGUUGACAUGCUUUCUGCAAGGUGUAGGGAGCGAGAGUUCUUUGCCACUAGUCUAGAAUAUGGACACAUGGCCAGCAGAAUGGGUUCAGAAUAUCUAGCAAAACUUCUCUCAGAGCAACUAGAGUCUGUUAUCAAGGCCCGUAUACCAGGUAUUAUGUCUUUGGUUAACCAAAGCAUUAACGAACUUGAAAGAGAGUUGGACCACCUUGGCAGGCCUGUUGCUAUUGAUGCAGGGGCUCAGUUAUACACCAUCUUGGAGCUCUGCCGUGCAUUUGAUAGGAUAUUUAAGGAGCACCUUGAUGGAGGGCGACCUGGUGGAGAUAGGAUUUAUGGAGUUUUUGACUAUCAACUCCCUGCUGCCCUAAGGAAGCUCCCGUUUGAUCGUCAUCUUUCAUUGCAGAAUGUAAGGAAAGUAGUGGCAGAAGCAGAUGGAUACCAACCUCAUCUGAUUGCACCUGAGCAAGGUUACCGACGCCUUAUUGAUGGGGCCCUGAAUUAUUUCAAAGGCCCAGCAGAAGCUUCAGUGGAUGCUGUCCACUUCAUUUUGAAGGAGCUUGUGAGGAAGUCAAUUGGAGAAACUCAGGAAUUGAAAAGUUUCCCAACUCUUCAAGCAGACAUAGCAGCCGCCGCCAAUGAAUCAUUGGAGAGGUUUCGCGAUGACAGUAAAAAGACGGUGUUGCGAAUGGUGGACAUGGAGUCCUCGUACUUGACUGUUGAUUUCUUCCGCAGACUCCCCCAGGAAGUGGAGAAAGGAGGGAGUCCAACUGCGUCCUCUGUGGACCGAUACACAGAGGGGAACCUACGGAGGAUAGGAUCAAAUGUGUCCGCUUACAUAUUGAUGGUGUCUCAGAUGCUCAGGAAUACCAUUCCGAAAGCUGUGGUGUAUUGUCAAGUUCGGGGGGCCAAGCAGUCUUUACUUGACCACUUCUAUGCACAAGCUGGGAAAAAAGAGGGCUGGCAGCUUGCACAGCUACUUGAUGAAAAUCCGGUGUUAAUGGAGAGGAGGCAGCAGUGUGAUAGGAGGCUCGAAUUGUACAAGUCUGCAAGGGAUGAAAUUGAUUCUGUGUUGUGGGCUUGAUGAAUAUGAAUGCACCAAGUAGGAGAUCCCCAUGUUCAUAAUAGCAGCGGUUUUGUGCUACCUUCUAGUAAAGAUACACGACUAUUUGGAUUAUUGAGCUUAUGCUUCCCUUUUAGCUUUCAAUCAAUAAUUUUCACAUUUGGAUGUUGAUAUACUAUCACAAAUAAAUUUCUUCAAA
This is a messenger RNA of Rhododendron vialii, 2245 nucleotides long. Its product is annotated as phragmoplastin DRP1E-like. The record is from RefSeq and is a predicted model, not a curated record. Gene Ontology annotation, molecular function: GTPase activity; microtubule binding; GTP binding. The transcript has 15 exons. Gene Ontology annotation, cellular component: cytoplasm; membrane; microtubule. Bases 238 to 2067 code for a protein of 609 amino acids. NCBI's taxonomy places the organism in Eukaryota, Viridiplantae, Streptophyta, Magnoliopsida, Ericales, Ericaceae.